Messenger RNA from Spinacia oleracea (spinach), 1861 nucleotides. Lineage: Eukaryota; Viridiplantae; Streptophyta; Magnoliopsida; Caryophyllales; Amaranthaceae. The record is from RefSeq and is a predicted model, not a curated record.
GAAGACAGUACACCUUUUCAGUUUUCACAGUGAAAAUGCCAAAACAACACUUAUCAGAUACCAGAAAAAUCUCAUUCCCACUCACCACCAUGGCACCCUCCACAACCGCCACUACCACCACCACCACCGUCCUCCUCCUCUUUCUCACAUUCUCUCUUCUACAAACCACCACAACCGCCGAAUUAGACACCACAUCAGACUGUACAGGCCGUUGGAUCCACAUCAGAAAGCUUCCAACAAGAUUCAACCUCGACCUUCUCACAAACUGUUCAUCGUUCUUCCCAUUAUACCCAGAUUUCUGCCCCGACUUAGCCAAUCAUGGGUUGGGCCCAAAAACCCACAACCACUCACAUUCAUGGUACCGCACUGACCCUCACCUCCUCGAGCUCUUCUUCCAUCGUCGUCUUCUCGAAUACCCUUGUCUCUCUCCUCACCCUCAUCAAUCCGACGCCGUUUUCCUCCCUUACUACUCCUCCCUUGAUUCUCUUCGGUUUCUAUACGGCCCUGAUUAUAACUCCAGUCAUCUUCACGGCCUUGAUCUCUUCUCCUUCCUCCAAUCCAACGAUCCAGAUAUCUGGGGGAGAAACAACGGUCAUGAUCACUUCCUUAUCAUGGCCCGCACCGCAUGGGAUUUCUCCCAACCCCUCCCUGUAAAAAACGAUGAGGAAAAUGAGAGGUUAUGGGGGACAUCGUUUUUGAUGUUGCCGGAGCUUUUCAAUUUGACGGUUUUAACCUUGGAGUCUAGAGCUUGGCCUUGGCAAGAGCAAGCGAUUCCUCAUCCGACGUCGUUUCAUCCCUCGAAUUUGGGGUUUUUGGAUUCGUGGGUUUCACGGGUUCGAAAAUCUCGCCGGAGUUCACUCAUGUUUUUUGCCGGAGGUGGUGGGACGUCACCGACGGGGAACCCGAAUGUGAGGAGGAGUAUUCGGGAGGAGUGUGGGGCGGUUCAGAAUUCGUCGGUGGCUGACGGAAGAAGGUUCCAGAAAUUGUGUGAGAUUGUUGAUUGUUCUAAUGGAAUUUGUGAGCAUGAUCCUAUUAGGUACAUGAAGCCAAUGCUGCAAGCUAGCUUCUGCUUACAACCUCCAGGGGAGACUCCAUCAAGGAGAUCAACUUUUGACGGGAUAAUUGCGGGAUGCAUACCUGUUUUCUUCGAGGAUCAAUCGGCUAAAAAUCAGUUUCAAUGGCAUCUCCCACCCGUCGAAUUUGGGGAGUUUUCAGUGACAAUCCCAAAGGAGGAAGUGGUUUUCAAAGGGUUGAAGAUAGUGGAUGUUUUGAUGGGAAUACCAAGAGCAGAAGUGAGAAAGAUGAGGGAGAAGGUAAUGGAGUUGAUUCCAAGGAUUAUGUACAGAAAACAUGGGAGUUCUUUGGGUUUGAGGGCUAAGAAGGAUGCUUUUGAUAUCGCAAUUGAAGGAACUUUGCAGAGGAUUAAAGGCAGGUUGAAUGAUGUCUCUGCUGCUGGCUGAAUGAAUGAAUGAAUGAGUGAAUGAUGCUGCAAAAACUAUUGAAAUUUUUAUGGUGCCAACUUAUGCAGUAAGAUUUUAGGCACUAACAGUGUAUUUAUUUGGUCUUCCACUUCAUAUUGAAGGUAUAUAACAUAAUUACAGAGUAUAACACGUACUAGUAGUAGUCUAUUAAACUUUUGUAUACUAUAAUAGGUUAUAUAAGCAUUCUUUUGCUAAUAAGUACGGAGUAGGAGUACUUCACUUGUGAACUGUCUUCUGUUGUCGAUCUUAAGCUUCGGUACAGGAUAUUAGAGCACAUCCAGCAAUCAGGCUUUUUUUUUUUUUUUUUUUAUUAUUAUUUAUGAUGGGUGAAAACAUCUUAAUCUUCAUCUGUAAUUAGUAAUUAUAGCAUUGUUCCUUCA